AUGAUUUUCUCGAGAAAACAUGUUAGCGUUAUUGUUUUGUUACUGAUUGUGUUUUUGGCAAUCACAUGGAACCUUACCCUAGUUUCAGCCUCUUCAGGAGGUGUCAUGGGAGGGAGUUUCUUCGAUUCAGAUUCUUCCUCCUCUGAAUCAUACACAACUGAAUCGGAUUCUGAAUACGAGGAAGAUGGUGGAAGAGGACCCAUGGUGUUCUUCAUGAUCUUCGUGUUCGGUGUUUUUUUGGUUGGAUUUUGCAGUAAUAAAGAUGCUAAUGGGAAUACAAUUAGCGUGUUCAAGCUUCAGGUUGGAAUGUCGGGUGAGGCGGGAUGCUCAAUACAAAGGGAUCUAACUAGGAUUGCACAAGCUGCUAAUACAUCAUCUAGGGAAGGUGUCAGCUAUUUAUUGAAAGAUACGAUACAAACUUUGGAUCAACAUCAUGGUUACUUUACUGCAGGAUAUUCAUCUGUGGAACAUAAACAAAGCAAGGAGGACGGAGAAAAAUGCUACAACCAACUAUCAAAUGAAGAAAGAUCAAAGUUUGAUGAAGAGACAUUAGUUAACGUGAACAACAACAAUAUGACAAUUAGAAGAAGCCGGAGUUAUGAUGAAUACGCCAUGUUGGAUUCUGAAGAAACAGAGAAAUUUGAAAAAGAGAAACUUCUCAGUGGGCCGGACAACAAGUACAUAGUGGUAACAGUAUUGGUAGCUGCUAAAGGUGCACAUAAGUUACCUAACAUCAAUAGAGCUGAAGAUUUAAAGGAAGUUUUACAAAAGCUUAAAUCCCUUAUAUCAAGCAAAUAUUUAUUUGCUGGUGAGGUGUUAUGGACUCCACAGGAAGAGGAUGACACCCUUUCUGAUCGACAACUACUUAAAGAUUACCCUCAGUUGGCUAAGUCUAUGAAUAUCUUUCUGGUUAAGAAACAUGAAUAG
Messenger RNA from Vicia faba (fava bean), 927 nucleotides. The record is from the annotation of a GenBank genome assembly. NCBI's taxonomy places the organism in Eukaryota, Viridiplantae, Streptophyta, Magnoliopsida, Fabales, Fabaceae.